Messenger RNA from Micropterus dolomieu (smallmouth bass), 5151 nucleotides. RefSeq names its product spinster homolog 2 (Drosophila) (gene spns2). Gene Ontology annotation, molecular function: sphingolipid intramembrane carrier activity; transmembrane transporter activity. Gene Ontology annotation, biological process: transmembrane transport; sphingosine-1-phosphate receptor signaling pathway; lipid transport. The coding region runs from base 188 to 1693 and encodes 501 amino acids. Gene Ontology annotation, cellular component: membrane. The record is from RefSeq and is a predicted model, not a curated record. The transcript is spliced from 13 exons. NCBI's taxonomy places the organism in Eukaryota, Metazoa, Chordata, Actinopteri, Centrarchiformes, Centrarchidae.
CACUGCUCACUGGUAGAAAAAUAUGAUCCCGAGAAGAGCUCGUGCGCUUCAACAGUCAAGACAACAAUUUAACUGCGACUAAUUUCAAGUAAAAUCACAGACCAUCACUGAGUCUGGUCCUUGUUGAACUGUUUUCCUCUGCAUUCUCUACCUCUUCUUUUCUGCUCUGGAUCUUCCGUGCCAGAAAAUGUGUGUGGAUAGAGAUGGAUGCGAGAUUGAAGGCUGCAGCAGUUCGGAUGAGGUGCGCACGCUAUCGGGCAGCAUGAGUCCCGGACUGAAAUCCAACCCGGACCUUCACCCGUGCAAGCCGGGGCAGAAAUUCCGCGCCGCGCUGCUCAGAUGCCGCACACCGGCUGCUGCCGCCGGGAUCCUCAGUUUUGGGAACGUCCUCAAUUACAUGGAUAGAUACACUGUAGCCGGGGUUCUGCUUGACAUCCAGCGGCAUUACGAUAAAUCAGACAGUGCAAUCGGCUUGUUGCAAACAGUCUUCAUCUGCAGCUUCAUGGUGGCAGCUCCCAUCUUUGGUUACCUGGGCGACCGCUUCAACAGAAAGGUCAUCCUGAGCUGUGGCAUUUUCUUCUGGUCCAUUGUUACUCUGUCGAGCUCCUUCAUCAGUAAAGAGUACUACUGGCUGUUUGUGCUCUCCAGGGGACUGGUGGGUAUCGGAGAGUCCAGCUACUCCUCCAUCUCUCCCACCAUCAUAGGAGACCUGUUCACUAACAACAGCCGCACCAUGAUGCUCUCUGUCUUCUACCUGGCCAUCCCCCUGGGAAGCGGGUUGGGUUACAUACUGGGCUCCAGCGCCAAGGUGGCUGCAGGAGACUGGCACUGGGCACUGAGGGUGUCCCCUGUUUUAGGGAUCACUGCGGGAUCUCUGAUACUCGUCUUCGUGCCUGAGCCAAAGAGAGGCAGCGCGGACCAGAUAGGAGUCCGGAGGAGCACUUCCUGGUUCUGUGACAUGAAGGCGCUCGCCAAGAACCGGAGCUACGUGUUCUCCUCCCUGGCGUCCGCGGCGGUGUCCUUUGCCACAGGUGCGUUUGGCAUGUGGAUCCCUCUGUACCUGGCCAGAGCCCAGGUGGUGCAGAAGACAGCAGAGGCCUGCACAAAAGAAAUCUGCAGUAGCACAGACAGCCUAAUCUUCGGGGCAAUCACCUGUGUGACGGGUCUGUUAGGCGUGGUCAUCGGGGCGGCCACGACACGCCUGUGCCGCAAGAAAACAGAGCGAGCCGACCCUCUUGUGUGCGCUGUCAGCAUGCUGGGCUCGGCUAUCUUCAUCUGUCUCAUCUUCGUGGUUGCCAAGAAGAGCAUCGUAGGAGCUUAUGUUUGCAUCUUUAUCGGAGAGACGCUGCUGUUCCUGAACUGGGCCAUAACAGCAGACAUUUUAAUGUUUGUCGUUAUCCCCACACGGAGAGCAACAGCGGUCGCCUUUCAGAGCUUCACCUCUCAUCUCCUGGGUGACGCAGGAAGUCCUUACCUGAUAGGCCUGAUCUCCGACGCCCUUCAGCAGAGCUAUGCUACGUCAGCGUUGUGGCGGUUCCUCAGUCUGGGCUAUGCCCUCAUGCUCUGUCCCUUUAUCAUUGUCCUGGGGGGCAUGUUUUUCCUGGCCACUGCGCUGUUUUUCCUGGAUGACAGGGAGAAGGCAGAGAAACAGUUGAGCCAAUCGGCACGAACACUCUCCUCAGUCAAGGUAUGACCAGGUGACAACCAAAUGAGAAGCCAUCUGAAGGAGCAGCCAAACUCAAUAAGGAUGACAAAAUGGAGAUAAAAGGCGAGGGCAGCUGAUCCAUUUCUUUUAAACCACGCCCAUGUUCUCUUCACUGUCGUCACCACGACGAUCCUCCUCCUCCUCCUCCUCCUCCUGACUCCUGCUGCUCUUCCUUUUUACACGCUCAUAGAGGCUGCUCAGAACUGGAACAAGGGAGCGUCUUGCCCCUUCUUGAAAUGUCUCUAAAUCACAGGCUAGUGAGAAGCCGGCUGACCGGCAGCUGGUGUCCCAAUCGCCUCUGUCUGUGAGGAUCCACUGAACCUUCCAGGGAGAAGGUGGGGUGGCAAAAUUCCCCUGACCCCUCCAACUCCUGAUGCCAUACUACUGAAUGCUGACCAUGAACCUGCCCUGUCUGUCUGCCUGUCUGUCUGUCCAACGGUCUGUCUCUUAUGUGUGUGUCUGCUACAUCGGCUGUUAAUCUGCACCAAGUGCCAUAGUGUCAUUACAUUCCUUCAGACUUUGCACUGACCCCCCAUCAAACGUCAUGACCGUUACUGACUAUGUUUACAUGCACACUAUAAUUCAGCCUUUAGCUAUGAAAUUAGAAAUACGCUGUUUCUAUUUGCUAGACAAUAGAAGGAGCAUCAUUUGUAAACUGCAGUCAUAAUGCUCCAUUGGUGUUUCUGUUGCUCCAACGCAAAUUUUUCACAAUUCAAUCUGCCCUUGCUUUCAACACUUGGAGCCUGUAAACGGACAGAAGCUGUAAAAUUCAAGUUAUGAGGGGCAAGUGAUGCAACUCGUUAAAAUGUACUGCAGGAAUGUCAUUCUCACAGUGUUGUGUAUCUGUUCAAACAUGCCUCCAAUAAUGUGACUAAUGUCAGAUUACUCUGCACAUCUUAAUCGCAGUUUUAACAACAUGAACUUCUAACAUAAACACAGUGUUUACAUGAGGAUUGCAGUAUUCAGCACAAUUUGGCUGUGCAUGUAAAUAUAGCCAUCAACCAAGAGCCAAAAAGUGUUACUGUCCAAAGGUCAGUGAAUCAGCCUUAAAAAAAUGGAGCUUUCACAUCAACAGCUGUUUGUUUUGACCCCCACAUGUUUUUUAUUUUUAGCUUUUAGCACUUAGGUCAGUGCAGACAGGGCCAGAGAACAUGACAGAGGUUAGAGAUUUAUGCACAUUAUUUUUCACAAGGUUUCUUUUGAUUUUUAAGAUUUUUUUCUUUGUGAGUGAUGUUGGAUUUAAAACUGGAGGUUCCUGCCUAUGAUUGUUUCAGAAGUAUGAUGAUGCACUCGGGCAAUUUAAAGCGGACACUGGAUUAUAUAUUUUAUAAUUUAUAAUGUACAUGCUUUUCCCAAAACUAAAUUAUAUGCUACUCUUUUGACUUUGAGGGAGUAACACCUGUGUUGUUGUUUUUUUCUUUUUUUUGUGUACAUGAGAAGCAAUACAGACAUUUUUAAGGAAACCAACCUUUUUAUCCACACUGCCUUAUCAGUGAGCUAGGUUUCCCUUUAAUGUCAUAGCUCUCUGAUGGUUGGUUUUGAAUUUCUGGACACAACACCCACUCAGAGAGGGAGUCCCUUUUAAUGAUGGAGUCCAGUCCAGUCCACACUGGUUACAAUAACAGACAUUGUGAAAAGAGACCUUUCCCCCUUGCAAUUGUAGAUAUCCCAUUCCACGAUUAGAAGAAAGGACAUUUGAGAAGAGCUGGAGUCACAGUCAUCAGGUUAUUACUGAGGGAAAUCAAAAUCCCAGACAGGAAAAAGAAAUCCUUCGGGCCCAGGUUAGACUGAUUGCGAGCUCUUAUCGUUGAUAACGGAUAAGCGAGGAAUCCCCCUUUGAAACCAGACAAGCAUGUCCUCAGAUGUCUCUGCAGGAGCAGACAACAGAAUCCCCUUCAAUACCUGCCCCAGAAAACAACACAAGAACCAGGCGUACACAAUAAACAAAACCUGGAUUUGAUUUCAUCACACUCUGCAUUAAUUACAGUGUCGUGUUUGUAAUUAUGCAAAUUGAAUGCAAACUCCCACAGGGAAGAAAAAAGUCUGCUAUAGUUGCUUGUAUAUACAAAGCUUUAGGCAAAAUCUUAAUUAGAAACCACAUUGAAGGACCGUUUUGUUGUAUAUUAUCUGGUGGAUACAAUUUUUCUGAAACCUUGAAGCCACUUAAGGAGUCAAAGGUUUUAAAAUGUGUGCAUAAAGGGCAAAAAAGCACUUUGCAGACCUCCAAGAAAACACAGAAGAAGGAUGGAUUGACCUUAGUGGAGGAAUAAAGGGAAACAUUGAGGUGGUUCUUGUAGCAUUGAUGUGUGAGUAUGACUCACUGGCUGUGUGUGGGGUGCUGUGUGGGCUGUGUCCUUGUUGCCAGAUCAUUAGCUUUAGCUUCCCUCCAACUGCGUGGAGCUCUCUGAAUGUGAUUCUGUCCAACCUGACGUGUUUACACACCUACAUCUUCUUAAUGAACUAAGCUUCUUACCUUCCUUUUAUUGAUUUUCUUUUUUUUUUUAUAUGUUACCAAAUGAGUCCUUUUUUAAAUAACUUCUAUAGAUAUAUAUAUAUAGCUAUAUAACGCAGCAACUUUAAUAUAUUGUAAAUGAUGGCUUGGAUGCAAUGUAUUUAUUUGUUUGUUACCAUAAUGAAGAAUAAUCUAUAAAGGGAAGUUUAAUGUUUGAGUAUACUACACUUUGCUAUGUGUCAUUGGGUUUUAGAAAUGCCUGUUUGUUCAUCCUUUUGUAUCACAAUGAAACAACACAAUACCUUUCUACAUCACUAAGAUUCAUCCUGCUUACUGUGAUCAUAAAUUGGACGUCUCACACAUACUACACACAAAAGGAGCCGCAAUGUGAUGGUUUUAAGAAGACAACGUAUUGGUCUCAUGUUUAGGGUGCAAUACUUUUGCAUUAAUUUUUGUAGCUCUUGUAAAUGUUUUUCUCUUUUUUAAGAACAACUGAUCAAACCAUUUUGCACACUUAAUGUUCAGGGAUUUAUUUGAACCAUAGCCUAGCAUCAACUUAACAGCCUCUGCCAUGGAGGACUGUCCCUUCAUGCUUGUAGUGAGUGCUGACAUGUUGUCAUCUAUUGUCAGAAGGGACGUUGGCUCUGGUCAGAUGGGUCAUGAAUUAAGUUUCACUUUGCCAAAUUUAGUUUAUUUAGCACCAAUCCUUUAGGAGUAUAAGUCCAGUGUAUUGAGUAAUUAUAUGUUAAUAAUCACUGAAGUGAUGUAUUGAGAAUGUGCUAUUUCUUGUCAUACAAGAAUCAUGUAUAAAGCAACCUUUUUCUGAUGUUGAGCAGAAAUCAGAGGUUAUUUUUAUUUUUAGAGCAAGUCAAUACAAGAGAAGUGUCAGAGAAAUCAAAGGAUAUUAUUCUAGAACUGAACUGUGACGCUCCCUUUGGGGGUUGAUAGAAAAUGUACAUGUCUGUAAAUGAAAUAAACCUAUUUAAUCACUUCA